Messenger RNA from Letharia columbiana, 804 nucleotides. RefSeq lists its product as uncharacterized. The transcript has 2 exons. Lineage: Eukaryota; Fungi; Ascomycota; Lecanoromycetes; Lecanorales; Parmeliaceae. Gene Ontology annotation, biological process: chromatin remodeling. The coding region runs from base 1 to 804 and encodes 267 amino acids. The record is from RefSeq and is a predicted model, not a curated record. Gene Ontology annotation, cellular component: Swr1 complex. Gene Ontology annotation, molecular function: nucleosome binding.
AUGCCUCAGAUCGAAGUGCUUGCAAACUCGACUUCGAUUAGGGCGCCAGGCUACACUCUGGUCCCUGACCAUGGACAAGGCACCGUUCAAGCAGCCGUACAGCCAACAGUCGGUCGGAAUAAACGCGGUACCAGAUUCGCAGGAACCGCUGGCGCAGAUACCACGGUCGCUCAACAGAAUGCUGUCCUGAAGCACUUGACCGACCUGGACAAAGACAGUCAAAGGGAUGUCCAGAUCGUUGUGCCAUCAAAGCAGAGGGAGAGCGCGGGGAAAGUACAGAAGAAGACCACGACGAAUGUCCGCCGCAUACUCAUGUCCCAAAAGACGUUUGCCAACCAUCUUGCCGAUGAGGAGGCAUUCCUUGCCCUACAACAGCAGCAUCCAUCCUCUGCCGCCCCUCGGGUACCAGCUCUGAAACCUUCCAGAUCUACGCCGAACAUGAAACGCUCUUCGACGUCAGAAGUGCAGUCCACAAAUGGGGGACCCUCGCAAACAGGCACUGUACGUGCUGGUGGAAUUGUCAACUCACGAGCCAAAGAUCCUCUGGACGAUGAGCCGUUGCUCAAAUCUCAGGUGCCCUCCGCGCCGUCAGACGAAGUAAUGGAGGCCCUUCUUUCAGGUCCUGCGCUAUCCUACAAUGCCGCCCGCGCAGCGCCUCCGCCUCCGGGGAAACCUCAAAGACACUUCUGCGAAAUCUGUGGAUAUUGGGGCACCAUCAAAUGCAUGAAGUGUGGAGCUAGGGUGUGUGGACUAGAAUGCAAAGGCGCGCAUGACGAUGGACGAUGCCUCAAAUUCUACGCCUAA